Molecule: messenger RNA, 270 nt
Organism: Aspergillus campestris IBT 28561
Lineage: Eukaryota; Fungi; Ascomycota; Eurotiomycetes; Eurotiales; Aspergillaceae
Product: DPY30/SDC1 family protein
Exons: 2
Coding region: 1-270 (89 amino acids)
Source: RefSeq, a predicted model, not a curated record
AUGGGCACCGCAUCCACCCCUAAUAGUGCCGCUGCGAACACCCCCACUGCCGAACCUAGCGGCUCCGCACCGACGAACACGAAUCAGGUCCGUCCAGGCGGUGCCCCAGCGCGGGUGUACAUGAACGAGAAGAUCGUGCCAUACUUGCUAGAGGGGAUGAAGGGCAUUGCAAAGGAGCAACCUGCGAACCCCCUCCGUGCCCUUGGCGAAUUCCUCAUCCAGAAGAGCAACGACGUCGAAGGUCGCCCGCCGUCAUCCGCAGACCAGUAA